AUUACGAUGUCGCUAUAAGAGACAAAGAAAUACCAUGACCGCGAGUUUAACGGUGAUUCAACUUAACUCUAAGCUUCCAGUCAUAAUUAUUCAAUACCUUUUCCAGUAUUAUUAGCAGGUGCUGGUUGCAGCGCGACGCGAGGCAAGAGCAGGCGCGGCUGCCGGCGGGAGGGCAGGCAUCACGUGAUCCAGCGCCGGCGACCUCGAGUGGCGCGGGCUGCUGUCUCCAGAGGUCGCGCUCGCGGUAUAAGAGGGGCCGAGCAGUGCGCCCUGGCCGUCAGACACAGCCACCAGGUGCGCCAACCCGGGACUCUCUCAGCCGAGGAACAUGCUGCGACUCUUCGUCACCGUGCUGCUGGUGUCAGCGGCCGUCGCCACCGACUUCACCAAGUGCGACAGCGGGACUCCGCCCAAGGCUCUGGCGGUGAGCGGCUGUGCGAAGCAGCCGUGCGACUUCAAGCCGGGAGCGCGUCUCGACGUGAACGUCACCUUCGGGGUCGACCACAAGGUGACCAAGCUGACCCCGGACGUGAAGGCGCUCGUGCUCGGCAUCACCACCGACUACCCGCUGCCCCAGAAGGACGGCUGCCGGGCCCUCGUGGGCGCCUCCUGCCCCUUGGAGGACGGCGAGUCGGUCACCUACAGCCUGCAGAUGAACAUCCCGCCCAUACAGAUCAAGUCUGAUGUCAAGCUCACAUUCACCAUAGCUGACGACAGCUCCAAAAUUGUCACCUGCUUUAAGCUCACUGGUCAAGUUGCCUGAUCCACUACUUAGAACCAUGGAAAACAAGUGUCAUGUACGAAGGGUCUAGCUUACAGCUAGACUACAUGAAUUCUCUGUAACUGAAUCAGCUUAAUUUAAUUUUAAUAAAAUAAAUUUCAUACAAAAAGCA
This is a messenger RNA of Bacillus rossius redtenbacheri, 893 nucleotides long. RefSeq names its product NPC intracellular cholesterol transporter 2 (gene Npc2c). Gene Ontology annotation, molecular function: sterol binding. The transcript is spliced from 5 exons. The record is from RefSeq and is a predicted model, not a curated record. Lineage: Eukaryota; Metazoa; Arthropoda; Insecta; Phasmatodea; Bacillidae. The coding region runs from base 329 to 763 and encodes 144 amino acids. Gene Ontology annotation, biological process: sterol transport.